Akanthomyces muscarius is the source of this 549-nucleotide messenger RNA. RefSeq lists its product as uncharacterized. The transcript has a single exon. The record is from RefSeq and is a predicted model, not a curated record. The coding region runs from base 1 to 549 and encodes 182 amino acids. Lineage: Eukaryota; Fungi; Ascomycota; Sordariomycetes; Hypocreales; Cordycipitaceae.
AUGGCAGCGCUACCAUUGCUCAGCCACAUUGUCUUGAGUGCGGACUCUGUCACUGGAACCAUCUACCGCACCAAUACGCGCACUGGCAAAGUGGAAACUGCCUUCAAGGACCCAAAGUUGGCGCCCAAGGCCAACCCGGAUCCAUUUCUGGCGCUUCUUGGUGUCAAUGGCCUGAAGACGUACAAAGAAUACCUGUAUGUGACGAGCACAUCUGCGCAGUUCCUGGGACGAUACAAGAUUGAUGCGCUUGGAAAUCCUCUGAGCGCGCUGGAGAUUCUUGCGACCUACGACACUCCUCGAAGCCCAGACGAUUUUGCGGUUGCGAGAAACGGAUCGGUAUUCGGCGCGGUCCCGCUGGACAGCGUCUCCAAGGCCACUCCCAACCGCCCAAAGUACGAUGUGUCCUUCAUCGUCGAUCAUAAUCAAGACUUUCAGCGGCCAACGUCUGCCAUAUUGAGCCUGGAUGAAAAGACAGUAUAUGUAACUACGGGAGGCAGAAAUGAGGAGGGUGAGAAGGGUGGUCAAAUAUUUGCCGUCCGCUUGACGUAG